GGUUAAAAAAGUUGGAGAUAAUGCCAGGGGCAUCGGUGUCGAAGACGGAAGAAUCAACAUUUCAAGUACAGUUUGCUAAUAUAAAUGGCGUAAUAAACCAUAUCAUCUCUGACACACUUAUCCAUGCUCUUAAUUUUUUAUACUUUAAAGUGAUGUAUUAAUUGCUCCGUCGAUUGACUGUUUACUGAUGAAUUGCCGCAGCACAUCUACAAGAGAAGUCAUUAGUGCUUCUGGAAUUUCCAUUCGGAGUGUUUUAUAAAAUUAUUCUCUUUAUUUUCUUAUCGUACUCAGCAGUGAUUUGAAAUAUCCUAUAAAGACGAGUCUUGUGAUUUACAAGAGGAGACCAAAUUAAAAUAAUUAAUCGUUCAGCAAAUGUCAACGAUGGAAGGUUCACUCAGCAAAUGGACAAAUGUUGUUAAUGGAUGGCAGUAUAGGUGGUUUGUGCUUGAUGAUAAUGCCGGAUUACUCUCUUAUUACACGAGUAAAGAGAAGAUGAUGAGAGGCGCUCGUCGUGGAUGUGUUCGACUUCGUGGCGCUGUAAUUGGUAUUGAUGACGAAGAUGACAGUACAUUCACGAUAACAACGUCAUCCUCCAAGGAUGAUCCCAAGACAUUUCAUUUUCAAACGAGAAAUGGUGAAGAGCGUGAGCGAUGGGUUCGCGCUUUGGAAGAUACGAUUUUACGACAUUCCCACGCUCGAUGGGAUCCCAAAAAAUCACCACCAAAACAAGAUUUCGAUCGGAAAGUUGCAGAAGCUGAUGCCUAUCUGCAAUUGCUGAUCGAUCAAAUAAAAUUAAUUGAAGAUAAACAGAAGAACUUUAAAGAUGACGAAGAAGAUAAGAAGCAGAAAUAUGCAGCUAUACUUACUCAAGCCAAUGCUGUACUGAAUUCAGUGAAACAUACGAUUGUACAAUUACAGAUAGCCAAGAAUACUGCCAUGCCUGUCAAUGGUAUUUACAGAGGGCCAACUGAGUCAUCAAUCAAUACUGACAAUGCAACACCAACGUUGACUCAUGCCAGAGGAGAACCCGAAUCAACAGUACAAACAGGCAUAGAAUUGGGCUCAGAAUGUCUUGAGCCUCGUGUAUCAACGAGUCUCCCGAAGAAUCUCCCUGUGCCUGAAUUUUCCUAUUCAUCAUCCGACGAGGAUGAAGACUAUUACGACGCAGCUGACGACAUAUCAACCCCGACCGCUGCCCAGAAUUAUUUCCCUGAUCAUCGGGGCGUUGAAAAAAACGAGCGCCUGCAAACGGCUCAAGAGUCCAAUACUAUUGAAAAUCGGAGACAACAGUGGCAGUUACAACCACCAGUAAAAACGGAUGGCUCUGUGGAUUAUGAUGCGCUUUACGAGGAGGAGAGCGAGCCAGAGAUGGACUCGAUGGAGAGUCAUGGCUCGGUGGUGACUCACCUGCUGUCUCAAGUGAAGAUUGGUAUGGAUUUAACAAAAGUAGCCCUGCCGACAUUUAUACUCGAACGCAGAUCUCUCCUCGAGAUGUAUGCUGAUUACUUUGCCCAUCCCAAUUACUUUAUCAGUAUAGCCGACAUGUUAACGCCCAAAGAACGGAUGGUACAGGUUGUGAGAUGGUAUCUCUGCAGUUUUCACGCUGGGAGGAAGUCAGGAGUAGCUAAGAAGCCUUACAACCCAGUUCUUGGUGAGAUUUUUAAGUGCCACUGGGACUUGGCAGCUGAGAAUUCCAAACAGCCAAUGAAUUCUGAGAGUGAUAACAAUACGAGGGAUGGUCCUGUUUCGUGGUGUUCUGAUAAUCAGCUCUCUUUUAUCGCUGAACAGGUUUCACAUCAUCCACCAGUUAGUGCAUUUUAUGCUGAGCAUUAUGCAAAAAAAAUUAGUUUCAAUGCCCACGUAUGGACGAAGAGUAAAUUUUUAGGAUUGAGCAUUGGGGUGCAUAAUAUUGGAAAGGGUUGGGUCAAUGUUUUAGAGUAUGGUGAGGAAUAUGUGUUGACUUUUCCCAAUGGUUAUGGUAGAUCAAUACUCACUGUACCGUGGAUUGAAUUGGGAGGGACUGCUACUAUUACUUGUGCUCAAACUGGAUAUCAAGCGACUGUUGAAUUUUUGACGAAACCGUUUUAUGGAGGAAAGAAGAAUAGAAUUUCUUGUCAGGUCACCCAUCCUGGAGAGAAAAAACCAUUCCUUUGUAUUAAUGGAGAGUGGAGUGGCUGCUUGGAAGCUAAAUGGAGCGAUGGGAGAACGGAACUCUUUGCUGACGUGACGAAAAUUCAAGUUGAUAAGAAACUGGUGAAACCAGUCGGUGAGCAGGAGGAAUACGAGUCCAGGAAAGUGUGGAGGGAAGUGACUGUUGGGUUGAAAAUUAAUGAUAUGGAUAGGGCUACUGCUGCCAAGUGUCUUAUUGAGCAGAAACAACGAGAUGAAGCGAGAAUACGGAAAGAAAAUAAUAUUCCGUGGGAAACAAAAUUCUUCAGAGAAACGAAUGAUGGUGGUUGGGUAUACACAGCCCCCCUCGCCAAUAGAUUGCGAUCAACAACAAAUGCGAUGCAGUGAUCACUUCAAGAUUGGAUUCAAUUUGCCUAAUCCAUGUAUCCACGAAUUAUCAUUUAUAAUUCGCGACCUAAUUGAGGAUAUAUUGAAUAUUCCAUAAUUGAAUGAAACAGUAAUCGAGAGAAAAGAGGAAAAAUAACGAAUGGUACUAGGUCACUGAUAUUAAUUGGUAGCUGCAAAUAACUUGAUGACUUGUGUCUCAGUAGAUAAGUCCUCAAUGGUUAAACGUCACCCACAAUAUUAAUUAGUAACUAUCGAGUAUAAUGUUUACGGAGAAAAGAAUUAUAACACUUAUAACACAUCUUAUUUCAUCGAAACUUCUAGGGAAUCUGGGAUACGUGAAGUUGUUGUGAACUCUAGAAUUAACAAUAAUGAACAUAGAGAAAAUGAGACCGAUAAUAAAAGACGAGUUCAACAUUCUAGAAAAUAUAUUUUUUCUGUAAUUGUAUAAACAGAGAAUAGAAAAAUAUGAGAAACAUAAUUCGCACAA
Fopius arisanus is the source of this 3004-nucleotide messenger RNA. Its product is annotated as oxysterol-binding protein-related protein 9. Gene Ontology annotation, cellular component: intracellular membrane-bounded organelle; membrane; cytosol. The coding region runs from base 373 to 2517 and encodes 714 amino acids. Lineage: Eukaryota; Metazoa; Arthropoda; Insecta; Hymenoptera; Braconidae. Gene Ontology annotation, molecular function: sterol binding. The record is from RefSeq and is a predicted model, not a curated record. The transcript is spliced from 11 exons.